Messenger RNA from Cylicocyclus nassatus, 233 nucleotides. Lineage: Eukaryota; Metazoa; Nematoda; Chromadorea; Rhabditida; Strongylidae. The record is from the annotation of a GenBank genome assembly.
AUGAGAACGCAGCUUUUUGUGCUCGCUCUUCUGACCAUUGCUGCAACGGAGGAAAUCAAGUGCGAUGCGAACAACAAGUGUCCUGAAAAGUACGUGUGUUUUGAUGGAACUUGUAUCUAUCGAUGCCCUACAUAUGUCCCAGAUUACCCAGCCGGAUGCGAAAUUAGAACUUACAAAGACAGAAAAGGAUGCGAACGUGCAAAGAUCAAUUGCAAGUAAACAGUAAUAAAUAA